UGUACAUUUUUGUUGGGCCGACUACCUGGUCACACUGCUGGCAGUUUUGUGAUUGUGUCAAAAAUACAGGGGUUUUUGUUGCAUUUGCAAUUUAAUCCGAUAAUAUCAAGAGUGGAGUUAUGCGAGAGACGGCGUUGCAACCGACCAGCCACCAGAGCGGCCACACGUUUGGCUAUUAAUUAAAUCAGCUGCGGCAUCCGAAUCGGAAUAGGAGCAGCGACAAGAGAGAGAGAGAGAGAGCGCGCGAGAGCGGCGCCAAUAGUGUGCCGACGUCUUCCCAUUUCCACUUCAAAUUUCAAUUCCAAUUCAAAAAUCCACCGUCGAGCAGCGGGCGGGCAGCCACGAAAGUUAACUUAACCGAUACAGGCCACAUCAAACCGGAGCACCAGCAACAGCAGCGGAGGCAGCAGCAGCGGCGGCGUCACUUGAUAUUGGUCUUUUUUUGCUUGGCAGCCGCACACAGUAACCGGCAACAUUUCACUGGAUCUAAUGGCCAAGGACGAGGAGGAUGACCUGCUGCCCGAUAAGGAUGCCGCCAAGGGCUUCUACGCCAAGUAUGAGCCCAAGGAGAUAUUGGGCAGGGGCAUCAGCUCGACCGUGCGCCGGUGCAUCGAGAAGGAGACGGGCAAGGAGUUCGCCGCCAAGAUCAUUGACCUGGGCGCCACCACGGAAGCGGGCGAGACGAAUCCAUAUCAUAUGCUCGAAGCAACCAGACAAGAAAUCUCAAUCCUGCGCCAGGUCAUGGGUCAUCCCUACAUAAUUGAUCUGCAGGACGUGUUUGAGUCAGAUGCAUUUGUUUUCCUCGUAUUCGAGCUCUGUCCCAAAGGCGAGCUCUUCGACUAUCUGACCUCCGUGGUGACGCUCUCCGAGAAGAAGACACGCACAAUUAUGCGUCAGAUUUUCGAGGGCGUCGAGUACAUCCAUGCCAAGAAUAUCGUUCAUCGCGACCUUAAGCCCGAGAACAUCUUGCUCGACGAGAAUCACAAUGUGAAAAUCACGGACUUUGGUUUCGCCAGGCAGCUGCAGGAAGGCGAGAAACUUACAGAUCUGUGCGGAACGCCGGGCUACUUGGCGCCGGAGACACUCAAGUGCAACAUGUUCGAGGGAUCGCCCGGCUACUCCCAGGAAGUGGAUAUAUGGGCCUGCGGUGUCAUCAUGUUCACGCUGCUCGUCGGCUGUCCGCCCUUUUGGCACCGCAAACAGAUGGUCAUGCUGCGGAAUAUCAUGGAGGGCAAAUACAGCUUCACCUCGCCCGAGUGGGCAGAUAUUUCAGAGGAUCCCAAGGAUCUGAUACGAAAAUGUCUAGUCGUUGAUCCUGCGCAACGUAUCACCGUCAAGGAAGUAUUAAGACAUCCAUUCUUCAACCAAAUGGUGCUAAUGGGUGAUCGCCGGCAUCCGCAUUUGUAUCCGGCGCCGCCAGUUGUCUCUGCCGGCCACUCGAGUCGCUUCUCCCUGGCUGGCUCCUCAUCAAUGGCCCUGAACAGCGGUUACCUGUACUGUGCGCCGCAGAGCUCCUAUUCCUCAAACCGGAUGCGGGACGGGCCACUGGACGAUGCCUGCCAUGCCGCCUCGAUGGCCACCUCCUGUGCCUCAGCAUCCAACAUCUCUCCGGCCUCUGCCAGCACAUCUGGAAACGCCUCCACAUCCGCCUCAUACAAAACGCUUACGGCUACGGUCUACUAUCAGCAGCAGCCCCAGCAACAGCAGCAACAGCAGCAGUUCCUCCAGUCGCAGCAACACGCUCAGGCACAGGCUCAUGCACUGGCACAGGCGCAGCAGCAGCAGCAGCAACCCCACCACCAGCAGACACCACAACUGCAUCCACAUCCCCAUCCGCAAAAGUCGCUGGCCCAGGUGCAGCCAGGUGGCGAUGUCAAUGCAGAUACCAAUGGCAAUGGCUACGAAAGUGCAGCCGCCGUUGGCAAGCACUUGGUCCAUGCACCAAUCCCAGUGCAGCUGCGCAAACAGAGUCGCUUCAACGCGCGCAAAAAGUUCCAAUUCGCCAUACUCGUGAUACGGGCCGUCAUCCGGAUACGGCGCCUGCGCUAUACCGCCGAGCCGCUGCACGUUGAGGAGGCUAUCCGGGAUCCGUAUCGCGUCAAGGUUCUACGCAAGGUCAUCGAUGGCUGUGCCUUCCGUGUCUAUGGACACUGGGUUAAGAAGGGCGAGGGACAGAACCGCGCCGCCCUCUUCGAGAAUACUCCGCGCACCGAGCUCCACGCGCUCUACAUCAACAAUCUCAGCCGAUAGAAGGCGGGAGCCGGUGUCCUGGUCGCUGAUGAGCUGCACAAGCACACGGACACGGACACACAAAAUCCAACCGAGAAGGAGGAAACAAAACGAAUUAGCAAAAGUUACUAAGAAACACACACACAGGAAAUUGCAAUUGCUGCUGCGCCCACAAGAGAAAAAGAUAAGAAAAAGGAGAGACACCAAAAAGGAUUCGGGUUUCCAACUAGGAGGGAUUCGCCUCGUUCUGUGUGGUUAGGCCAGGAUCAAAACAAAACAUAUAUGGAUAUGUUUAGAGGUUCUUCCGGCAGAUUUGUCCUUGUGAUUUCGUUUAGUCCUUUUCCUUUUUUUUAAAUAAUCGAAAUAAUCGUUAGUUUUUUUUUGUUUUUUUUUUUUGCCCGAUGCCAGCCCAUCGUUCAUCAGUUAUAUAUACAUAUAUUACAUAUAGAGAGAGCUAUGUAUUACCCGAACGAGCCAGAACGAGCCGAAUCCGUAUCCGAAUCCGAAUCAGCCAGAGGAGCAGACAGAUCCUUGGCCCACUAUACAAGCCCAACUACACCCACACGAGCAAGCCUACAUGCAUAUGUAUUUUCUGUUAAUGAUUCUAUUAAAUUAUUUAAUUGUA
Molecule: messenger RNA, 2854 nt
Organism: Drosophila kikkawai
Lineage: Eukaryota; Metazoa; Arthropoda; Insecta; Diptera; Drosophilidae
Gene: PhKgamma
Product: phosphorylase kinase gamma
Biological process (GO): protein phosphorylation; glycogen biosynthetic process
Cellular component (GO): phosphorylase kinase complex
Molecular function (GO): calmodulin binding; phosphorylase kinase activity; ATP binding
Source: RefSeq, a predicted model, not a curated record